This is a messenger RNA of Funneliformis caledonium, 198 nucleotides long. The record is from the annotation of a GenBank genome assembly. NCBI's taxonomy places the organism in Eukaryota, Fungi, Glomeromycota, Glomeromycetes, Glomerales, Glomeraceae.
AUGACGACCAAAUUUGAAGGUUCAAAUACCCAAAUACCCGUACUCCAAGUAUCACUUUCAACCGAUCCUCCCGUCGCUGGACAAAAAGAUGCAUUUACUGUUUCCGGAAAAUUUACAAAAGAUGUUACCGAUCAAACCAUACUUGCGAUUGCAUUUGUUGAUAUAAGUGGUAAAAAACCUAUACAAGAUCCCACUACU